Mollisia scopiformis is the source of this 1943-nucleotide messenger RNA. RefSeq lists its product as uncharacterized. The record is from RefSeq and is a predicted model, not a curated record. Lineage: Eukaryota; Fungi; Ascomycota; Leotiomycetes; Helotiales; Mollisiaceae. The coding region runs from base 89 to 1735 and encodes 548 amino acids. The transcript has 3 exons.
GAGCUCCUUCCCUGUUCAUAUCUGACAGCACCGCAUUCCUGAUCGAAUUCCUCUCAGCCUUGCUGUCGAAUUGUACAUAUCUUCAACAAUGGGUGUCCAGCAACCUUUCAUGUACGAUGCGAUCAAGACGGAAGGUGACAGGUCGCCAUACCGUGAGUUCCAACCUCAUGCUGUGAGCAUGGCAAGUCUUGCACCCAAGCCCCGGCCAAAGAAGCCUGAGGGGCCUUUGGUAUCUUUCAAUCGGCAUCCCGACUCAUAUCUAAUCCUACCACUUGGAAACUCGAGCGCGAAAGCAAUGUCCCCUUCAGUCAAGAAAUGGAUAAAGUGGAUGAGGGUGGCUCAAUUGGUCUUGAGAUGUCUGGAAAUCAUAGCCGCUUGUGGUCUGCUCGUCAUGAUGAUUCUCAUCUCUGGCGUUGAUGUGACUACGGGCUGGAUCAUGAGGAUUGUGCCCGCCGUUGCCAUACUUCACACUGUCUAUGGUAUCUAUCAUCUUGGACGAAAGCCAUCAGGAAGGACUCCAGCGUCUUCGGCCUCGUACAUGCUAUUUGCUUCGUUCUUCGAUGUAUCUAUCGUCCCAUUUUACGCCUUCAGCGCGUUGGUAGCGAUGACCCGUCAGAGUGGAUGGAAGACGCUUCUGUCGAACCAGAAUCUGACCGCAAUCUUCACCUCAGCUGUGUUCUACCUGUCAGCUAUUGGAGGAGGUCUUCAUUUGAUCUCUCUAGCCAUCUCACUCUAUCUUGCUGUCACGUUCCGCAAAAUCACCAAGCUGCCACCGGACAUGAACCCAUUGGAGGACAACCUCACAUCCCGUCACAAGCGCAAUAAAUCCUCAAUGUCAACGAUCAUCACCGUCUCUGAGAAACGUCUUUCGACUCCCCUAGAGAGCAAACGCAGCUGUGGUGCUCCAUACGAAGAUCUCGGUCGCCCUCCCACUAUCCCCUUCUUCAACACACGCACUCAAUCUACCGACUCCUUCUCCACCUACAGAUCUACCCCGCCACCCUCUAGAGAUUCUCGCUCCGACCUUCCCAGCAGACAAUACCAAGUGGCUCCAAAUUCAAAUUCGGCCCGCUCCUCCUUAGCCGGCUCAGAACUCAAACGCUCAUCCCAAUAUGCACCAUCUCCUCCAUCGAAGCGAGGUUCAUACGCUGAAGUCCCCAUGUCCGAUGCGGCAUCCCACCGCUCCUCACGUUUCGUAGAGAACACAAGACCGACAGAUCCAUGGUACGUAUCCGAUUCACUAGGCCGAUCAAGAGGUCGUUCUGCUUCUCCUCGAAAGACGCCAGCACCAGGACAAACUCGAUAUGAACCCCUCCAUCAACGUCACGAUUCUAGCGACGACAUCUCUAUCUCCCACCCUAACCCUCUGAAUUCGAACCCUUCAACGCCACCACCCGCUCCUCGGCAUGGCCAUAGAUACAAUACCUCAUCUAAUUCUCCCUUGACCGAAAUAAGCAACAUCAAUACCCGCUACAGUGGCGAUAUAGCCGACCAAACAGGCUUAGUGAGAGAAUUGACACCUGCUCCGUUGCGGGAUUUCAAAGCCAAGGGAUAUGGAGAGCUGAAGGCUGGUACGCCACCUAUCAUGAUUGGAGCGAAGGACAACAGGCAAGUUUCGUCUGGUAUCGAUCUUGGAAAUAUUGCACAAACGGGAUAUAGACGAGAUGUGAGCGGCAAAGUUGCAGAGGAAGGAAGGAGUUUUGGGACUCGAUUCAGGAAGAUUAGUGGAUUGUGAAUAUUUGGUUGCAAAAAUGAACAUUCUGGUGUUUUAGAGUUUGUAGUUGUGUCUAUCAUGGUUAUUUGAGCGGCGUACAUUUGGAGAUGAGGGAAGGAAACGGAAGCAAGCAAAGGAUUUGGAUGGUAUAUUGUUAGGAAGGGAUUUGGGUAUCUUGAGAUGCUGUACUGUACAAAUAUUGAGCAAAAAUGAGAGAGUGAUACCUGGG